GAGCGGCGCGGCGUUCAGUCACGCUCGGAUAAGUGAGCAGUCGUGGACAUUUUGAAGUGUAAAUAACUGCGCUACGAUUAAGGGAUAGCGUUACGGUACUGACACGGCGCGGAGAGGCGCUGUGACCGUGCGGUUUGUAAUUCAGCCCCUCGGUUUCACAGUUUACACGCCCCCGUCGAUAGUCUCUCCCCUGCUUGGAUCAUCUCGGCGGCUAAGCUCGCUCGCGGGCUGCGUUCCGGGCGGGCUCGGUGUUCUGGCUCGGUUUGCGGACGGACAGACCGGACACGGGGAUGAUUGUAUUAGCGGCGGCGGCGGCGGCACAUGCUCAGUUAUGCUUAUGGAAGAGGAUCUCGGUAGGCUGUGCGUGAAGACUGAGGUCAUCGGCUGAGCUCGGAAAAAAUACUCCGCGGAGCCUCCAUUUUGAGGAGUAUGAAAUAGGAGGAAUAGCAUAGUUUUGAGCCGCCGCUGAAGCAAACAAACUGUAAACACAGCCGAGAGAGAGCCUCCGCCAUGGACGACUUAUUCAGUCCUCGAAGGCAACUAAACAGCACACAAGGAGAGAUUCGUGUGGGUCCAAGUCAUCAGGCCAAACUACCGGAGCUACAGCCUCCUCCGGCCCGUUGUGCUGACUCAGUUACAGAAAAGGAGGAGCUAGUCUGGACACCUGGAGUCAAUGACUGUGACCUUCUGAUGUACCUGCGGGCUGCCAGGAGCAUGGCAGCCUUUGCAGGGAUGUGUGAUGGAGGCUCAACAGAGGACGGCUGUCUGGCUGCAUCCCGUGACGAUACCACUUUGAAUGCUUUAAACACGCUCCAUGAAAGCCAGUAUGAUGCAGCCAAAGCUCUGCAGUGUCUGGUGAAGAAACCAGUUCCUAAACUUAUUGAGAAAUCCUGGUCAGAGGAUGAAGUGAAACGGUUUAUAAAAGGCCUCAGGCAGUAUGGCAAAAACUUUUUUAGGAUCCGAAAAGAUUUGCUCCCCAGUAAGAAAACGGGCGAGUUGAUCACAUUUUACUACUACUGGAAGAAAACUCCUGAAGCUGUGGGGUCACGCCCUCAGCGUCAGCACCGCAGGCAGCCUGCAUCCCGCAAGGUCAAAACUCGCAACACUGUGGCUGCUGCCAAUACUACCUCUCGCACAUCCUCUAUGGAACUCAGUUCAGCCAGUGAAGAUGAUCUGGACAGUGAGGACAGUGAGCAAGGAGGCAAAGGUCAAGCAUGCAGCCACUGUCUGACCACCAACUCAAAGGACUGGCAUCACGGAGUGCGCGACAACUUCCUGCUGUGCUCCAGCUGCCACUCCCACUUCAGCAAGCACAGACGCCUGCCUCCUGUGCCCAAACCAGCCGACCCACCGUACCUGUUCAAACCUGUCCGAGAGGAGGAGGAGGGACCGGGCGGCCGCCACGGAAUGAAGACGCGUCGUAGCAGAGCACCAAUGUCCUCUCUCAGAAGUGGGCGGAACAGGCUGACGGGAAGCCCAGAUAGGGGCCUGUCUCCCUCCCAUGAUGAUGUCCGAGCUGGUGGCCACACCCCCAGAACUAACUCUUCUGCCAUGGCCACCAGGGCAUCCAGUGCUGACACCAAAGCUGGUGUGGCUGGGAAGGCCAACAAGAAGAUAAAAGUGGAAACAUCUGUAGUAAAAGCAGUGAAGAGGCAGAGAGAGACUGGUGCCCCAGAUACAGAUGAACCAGAAAGAAAAACCAUGAAAACACCUAAGGACCAGGUGGGUCCAGACUCACAGUCAGAAGGUGAGGGUGAAGGUGAGAGCUCAGACAGUCGUAGUGCUAAUGAUGACGGCAGCAGCGACACUAAAGACAUAGACCAGGACAACCGCAGCUCCUCACCCAGCUUGGCCAGCCCUAUGCAGGCAAAUGAGAGUGAUUCUGAUUCCCCUGCUCCCCCACCUCCACCUGGACCGCAGACCCAAGUCCAGCAGCCUGCUCCAACACCUGCCACCCCUGCCCCUUCACAAACACCACCGCCUAUGCCAUCUCAACCUUCACCCUUAAGUGUACCUUCCCCUGAAGUUUCCACCAUCACCACUGCCACCAGCACCACUACCACCUCAAGAGUCGUUGUACCUGUGGACAUUAACCUAGAUGAGCCAUCCAUAAUAGCUCCAAGAAGGGCUCAGAGGGGCCCAGAGGGGCCACCCACCUCCCAGCCUCACUCUGGACCUUCAUCGUUUCCAGGCCCAGCCCAAGGCCCUGGCCAAGGACAGGGACAGUCCUUCCCUCCACCUUCUCUUUAUCCUCCCCACCCCAACCAGCUGCAGAGCCAUCCACCCGGACCCCAUCCCACUCACAGCUUUCCCACAAAGCCUGUGCAUAUUCCUCAGCCACCAGCAUCUGCCUCUCAAAUCAAACCCCCACCAACCACUCCAAUCCCCUCUUCUCACAAACAUCCUCCUCAUCCUCACCUCCCUGCUUCUCCUCCAUUCCUCCAAAUCCACCCCAAUCUGCCCCCUCCACCAGCCCUAAAGCCUCUGGCAUCCCUACCGUCUCAACACCCCCCAUGCUCUCAGCCUCCUCCUCUUCACAUCAUGCCCCAGCCUCAUCCUUCUCAGCCUCCUGUGCUGACUCAAUCUCAAAGCCAUCAGGUCAAAGGCCAUCAUGCAGGUCCACCUCCAACUACUACCUGCCCUCAUCCCUCCCUCUCACUGAACCCCCGUCCUAUGCCUGAAUCCACUGCUCCAUUCCCUUUGUCUUCAGCCUCAUCCUCAGCCUCAGCUCCUGUUCCUGGUCCUGUUCCUGGUCCUGUUCCUGGCCCUGUUCCUGGCCCACAGCCUUCUACUUCCUCCACACUAAGUGUUACCACUGUACCCCCACAACUGACCAUUAAAGAGGAGCCUGUAGAUGAGGAAGAAGAGUGUGAUAGCCCACCCCCUCCUCGCAGGAGCCCCUCUCCAGAACCCACAGUGGUUAAUAUAGCCAGCCAUGCAAGCCAGUCAGCAAGGUUCAUCAAACAUCUGAACAGAGGCUACAACUCCUGCUCUCGGACAGACCUCUACUUCACUCCACUUGCUUCUUCCAAACUGGCCAAGAAACGGGAGGAGGCUGCUGAGAAGCUCAGAAGAGAGGCAGAGCAAAGUGCUCGUCAGGGUCGAGAAAGAGAGAGGGAGCGGGAAAGAGAAAGAGAGAGGGAGCGGGAGAGAGAGAGAGAUUCAGACAGAGCUUCUCGAGCCUCCAGCUCCUCCCAUGAUGGUCGUUUGAGUGAUCAUCCGCUCACCGCCCAUGCACAGCCAGGCCGCGCGUCAUUUGAGCCACCACCCCCGACCACUGUGGCUGCAGUUCCCCCAUACUUGGGCCCGGACACCCCAGCCCUGCGUACACUCAGCGAGUAUGCUCGACCGCAUGUCAUGUCACCCAGCAACCGCAAUCACCCCUUCUUCAUGCCCCUGGGUCCAGGUGAUCACCUGCUGGCCUAUCACAUGCAGAGCCUGUAUGCUGCCGAUCCUGCUCUCCGUGAGCGAGAGCUGCGGGAGCUCAGAGAAAGGGAGAUCCGAGAGAGGAUGAAGCCUGGCUUUGAGGUAAAACCACCAGAGCUGGAGACUGCACUUCACCCAUCAGCAAAUCCCAUGGAGCAUUUCGCCCGCCACGGAGCCCUGGCGUUUCCUCAUGUGGCCGGGCCACACCCAUUUGCCCCAUUCCACCCGGCUAUGGAGCGAAGCAUGGCAGCGCCACCACGGCCAGAGAUAACGUACGCCGAGCGGCUGACCGCAGAACGUCUCCAUGCUGAGAGGAUGGCUGCAACCGUUGUUGCUGGCGACCCGGUUGCUCGGCUGCAGAUGCUUAAUGUAACGCCACAUCAUCACCAGCACUCGCACAUUCACUCUCACCUCCAUCUGCACCAGCAGGACCCACUAAACCAGGGUUCAGGGCCUCAUCCUCUAGUGGACCCACUGGCUGCAGGUCCUCCUUUGGCAAGAUUCCCAUACCCACCAGGUGCUAUUCCCAACGCACUGUUGAGUGAGCUGCCCCAUGAACAUGAAAUGCUACGGCACCCUCUCUUUGUAGGGGCAGCAUUUCCCAGGGAUAUACCAGGACCACUAGGGCCUAUGUCAGCUGCACAUCAGCUGCAGGCGAUGCAGGUGCAGUCGGCAGAGCUGCAGAGACUGGCUCUGGAGCAGCAAUGGCUGCAUGGCCAUGCACACCUGCACAGUGCUCCCCUCCCUAAUCAAGAAGACUACUACAGCCGUCUGAAGAAAGAAGGAGAUAAGCAGUCUUGAAAUGAUUGACGAACACUGUGGACUACGGAGUGAAUUCUGUAUUCAGGGUAUUAGCUCUGUUUUGAUUGAUUUUCUUACGAUAACCCUGUACGGGAUCAGUUUUCCCUCUUUUUCUGCACUUAAGAGUUUGCUCUACUUUGUUGUAUUGUAUGAAAUACCUAGCCUUUUCCAAGCACAUUCAAUUUGUUUUCCUUGCAUGAAUAUUACAUAGCAGUUUUUACUGAUAAAAAAGGCAAUUUAAUGUAACUUUGUUACAGUGCUAAAGCACUAGAUUUAUUUAGUAUUUGCAAGGUGUUGUCCAAUAUCCGGAAUAUUCACAAUAUAGCAAGAAGUUUCAAACUUUAAUGAAACUUUACUCUCUAAGAUUGUAUAUAGUAUAUGUAUCAAAUAAUAUAUUACACAUGUAAAUUAAAAUGUUGCAAUGGUAGUUUUGGGCUUGAAAAGAUAAAAUAACGUGUGCAGAAAGUGCAUGCUUUACAUACUGUAUCAUACCCUUUCUCUAACUUCCUCUUUUCAGGUAUAUCUUAAGAGGGGACACUCUUUAUCAGUAUAUAACACACAAUUGUAGUGAUUCCUUAACUGGCUUAUACGUCACCUAUAUUCCACUGUCUUAUCCCUUUUAACAUUUGUUUAUAUAACAUAGACAAAAGAAAGAGAGAGAGAGAAUAGUUUUGGACUGUUUAUUGCAAUACAAGUGAAACUGUAUUAAAAGCAAAUAACUAAUUCAUUGACACAAUGUCAUAUAUCCCUGGAUAGAGUAUUAUGUCUAAGUAUCAAUAUAAAGCUAGCUGUGACAACAAA
Messenger RNA from Astyanax mexicanus (Mexican tetra), 5028 nucleotides. RefSeq names its product arginine-glutamic acid dipeptide (RE) repeats b (gene rereb). Gene Ontology annotation, cellular component: nucleus. The coding region runs from base 511 to 4227 and encodes 1238 amino acids. The record is from RefSeq and is a predicted model, not a curated record. Gene Ontology annotation, molecular function: sequence-specific DNA binding; transcription corepressor activity. The transcript is spliced from 17 exons. NCBI's taxonomy places the organism in Eukaryota, Metazoa, Chordata, Actinopteri, Characiformes, Acestrorhamphidae. Gene Ontology annotation, biological process: regulation of DNA-templated transcription.